UCUGGGUAACGCUGAUUAAUAUAAUGGCAGCAUCUCAGAAAUGUCUUGGAAAAGGAAGUGCUGCUCCUGGCCCUGUGCCAAAGGACCAUAUUCGGCUCUAUAGCAUGAGAUUCUGUCCUUUUGCCCAACGGACAAGAUUGGUGCUCAAUGCCAAGGGAAUUAAACACGACAUCAUCAACAUCAAUUUGAAGGAUAAGCCAGAUUGGUUUCUGGAGAAGAAUCCUCUUGGUUUAGUGCCAACGCUGGAGACCCAGAGUGGUCAGGUGUUAUACGAGUCACCAAUCACCUGUGAGUACCUGGAUGAGGUCUACCCUGAGAAUAAACUGUGUCCAUCCGACCCGUUUGAGAGGGCGCAACAGAAAAUGCUGCUGGAGCAUUUCUCAAAGGUGACUCCCUACUUCUAUAAGAUCCCUGUAAGCAGGGCAAAAGGAGAAGAUGUGUCUGCACUUGAAGCAGAACUUAAGGAGAAACUCUCCCAAUUAAAUGAGACCCUUGUCAACAAAAAGACCAAGUUUUUUGGAGGAAAUUCAAUAACAAUGAUUGACUACCUGAUGUGGCCAUGGUUUGAGAGGAUGGAGAUGAUGGAUCUGAAGCACUGUUUGGACAGCACUCCUCAGCUGAAGAAGUGGACUGAACAUAUGUUGGCGGAUCCCACUGUAAAAGCCACAAUGUUUAGCACAGAAACCUACAAGGUGUUCUACAAGUCCUACAUGGAGGGAAACCCCAAUUAUGAUUAUGGUUUAUAGAAUAAAUCAUUGUUCUCUGGUAAAACCCACCUUGAUUGCCUAUUUGUUUUAACAGCUAUUGGUUACAAAAGUCUGUUAAUAUCUGUCUAUCAUUUAUACUGCGAUCCCGAUUACUCUGAAGAUAAUUUAAUUCCUCGGAUAUCA
Molecule: messenger RNA, 890 nt
Organism: Rhinichthys klamathensis goyatoka
Lineage: Eukaryota; Metazoa; Chordata; Actinopteri; Cypriniformes; Leuciscidae
Product: glutathione S-transferase omega-1-like
Exons: 7
Coding region: 24-746 (240 amino acids)
Biological process (GO): glutathione metabolic process
Cellular component (GO): cytoplasm
Molecular function (GO): glutathione transferase activity; glutathione dehydrogenase (ascorbate) activity
Source: RefSeq, a predicted model, not a curated record